AUGGUUUCCGCAUGCUUGCCUGGGAAAGAUAAUCUCGCUAUACGACAAACAAUCGCUAGAUGGUCUUCUUUGCAAGUGGGAACGUCAAGCACAUAUCUUUUCGUUGGCAAAACUACUAAAACUAAGCAGCCAUUUUUUGGUCACGAAUCUCACUGCGAACAAGGAAGAGAUUCCCCCAAGAGAGUCAUUACGUGGAGGCUAAGCUGA
Molecule: messenger RNA, 207 nt
Organism: Cylicostephanus goldi
Lineage: Eukaryota; Metazoa; Nematoda; Chromadorea; Rhabditida; Strongylidae
Source: the annotation of a GenBank genome assembly